UGGCAGUAUUUCAGUUGAUAGAAGCGUGUGGUAGAGACCGUUUUAUGACUGGUUGUACUUUAUUAUACGUCGUCACGUAUGAAGUCAUUCAUGAACCGACAUUUUACAAGUUAAACAUCAAACAACGAUCAUGGAGGAAUCUAUUCAGAUGCCACCAGAAAAAUCUGAUUCAAAAGAAACUUUAGUAGGAAGUAGUGGUUUAGUGUCAGCUGCCCUGACACCUGAGAAAGACUUUGAAGCUAUUACAUUGGAAGAGAAGAAGCAACCAAAGCGUGUACUACAUUUUAGCGAUGGAAUACUUGAGGAAUUCAGUUCCGAUGAAGAAGAUGAAACUGACGAUUCAACACCAAAAAUAGAUCCUAAAACCUUGACUUGGAUACCAUAUAUGUGGUAUUACUGUGUGCUUGGAGCAACCAAAACUCUAGCAGUUUGUGAUUUUGUUGGAGAGAAAUUUGCAUGGUGGCUUGGAAUUACAUCACCUAAAUAUCAGUAUGCCAUAGAUGAGUACAACAGGUUACAUGCUGAGGAACGAGAAGAACUCGACCAGGAAGCAGAGGAACGCGAGGAGAUUAGAAACAGAGUGGCAGAGACAAAUGCAAAAAAGUUGUACAUGGACCCUGUUGGACAGCCAGGAACAGAUCCCUCAGCAUCAAACAUAUAACACUUCACAAUUUAGUGAAAUUCUUAGUCCUACCAGUAACAGAUUUGCACCGGUUUAGUGUAUAACUUAUUUGCUAGUUAACUAAGUAAACUAUAUCUAACUAGGCAAUAUCUAGCUAACUAACUAGUUAACUGAAUAUACUAUAUCUAACUAGAAAAUAUUUAACUAGCUAGUUAACUAACUAAACUGUAUCUGACUAGCUAGUUAACUAAUUAAACUGUAUCUAACUAGUUAAUGAGUGAAUAUCUAAAUAGCUUCUUAAGGCAAGACCUUUUGUUAUACCUUGUUCUGCAAACCUGACGCUAAUGAUGAUUUUAUGCAAUUUGUUUGUGGCCGUAGAACAUGCCCGCCGUUACCAUAACAUUUCAGAAAAGACAAACUUUUUAUUAUCACAUCCGCCUUCACCGCCAGAAAAUACAUACAUACAUUACAUCAUUUAUAUAGCGCUAUAUCAUGAAGAUCAGAGCGCUGACAAAAUUAAUAAAUACAAAUUGUUCAUCAGUCAAAUAGUGAACUGUUUAUGUUACAAAAGGUGCCCUCUAUUUUUACAUCAAACAGUAUUUUUAAAAUGUGCCAAUACAAUUGUAUUUCUAUCUUCUCAUGCUUUUGGUAGAACCAUUUUGCUAAAUGAGAACAAUUUUUUUCUGCCCUCUCUAAUGGUCUUUUUAAAAGAUAAAGUUUGCUUAACAAGUUUAAAUGAAAAUAACCGAAAGGUCCACUGUUUAAUCUCAGAUAAGAUAGUAUAAUACAUACAGCAAGUAUCAAAAUGCUUGCACGAUGGCGUGCAUUUCGAUAUUUGGAGUAUGUAUUAUACUAUCUUAUGAAAAUAAGUCUUGCAUAACUAGUGUACUAGUGUAGUUUACAUGGUGUUAGUGUAUUUCAUGUUAGCCAAUAGCAGUAGUUUUGUCAUGAUUGGAUCUCCAUGUAGACCUUAUCAUAAACUAGAUAAUGACGUAGCUGGUAGGACAUCCCUGUUAUAAAAUGCAAUAUGAGUUGUCUCCAAAGUAAAUGUUAAAAAUUAUUUAUGGCCACCAAUAUUUAAUGCUUUUACUUUAGGUUUGUUUGUAUUUCAUUUGUGUUACAUUUUUACAGUGCAGUAUUUCAAUUAUGGUGUGGUUGUUUGGCAUAUUUUUCUAUAUUUUGUAAUUAAAUUCAUGUUAACUAUAAGUGUUAUGUUAUGUCUUUAGAUUUUACAUUGUAUUUAAUUACAUUAUAGGCCUAGAUGUGUUUAUAUAUAAUUUACUACAUUGGUAAUAUUCUAUCAUAAAAUUUAGUGUAGCGCCCUCUAUGUAGGUUUAUACUUUUUCAGAUUUCUUCAAGAUAUUCCAAAUGUUGGGAGCUAAGAAUUUUAAGUGUGUAUAAAUUGGAAAGAAAAAAUUUCCAGUUGUGCAUCGCCUGGGGUGGAUGCAAGGGGUGCAGAUGGUGCGAUCGCAACCCCCUAAAUUGCAUUUUUUUAAAUAAUUGUUGUAUUGUACAGUAUUGUUGAUAUGAACAUACUGUAGGCAGUACUGUGCAAUUUCUGGGCACUUAGAGGUCCAUAGUUGCAAAGUUUUCUCACUUCUGCCCCAAAUUUGGUGGGGCUGAGGUGGUGUGGACUGUGCACCCCUUACUGCCAAAUCUUGCAUUAGCUCCAGAUCCCCCAAAUUUAGCAAGCAAGUCAAGGAUAGUAUUAAAAGCACUGUGUUGUUUUGAAUACUGUACAGUAGAAUGUAACAUGCAUUGGGGCUGUGCUCUAGUGGUAAAUUCACCAUAAAUGGAUUUUAACCAUAAUUUUUUACAAGUAAGAAAAGGACCAAUUCAUAUUUUUUUUUGCAAGUAUUUUGGAAUUUUAAAGAUAAUUUGUAAUUUGAUAUACAUAUUCAUUAAUAGAAUCAAAAAUGUUGUAAGUCUGUAACUGUGUUAUUGAAAUGUUCUGUUUUAUAUUUUUCUAUCAAAAGAUUCUGUUUUUAAUCUAAAUUUCUAUUAUUUUCCUUGAUGUCAUCUCUAUGCAUGUGUACCAGGAUGAUAUAUCCCUCCAUUUAUUAUCUGAUAGUAAUCAAAGAUCACACAAGAUAGCGUUCUGAACGAUUUACGUGUAAACAAAAUAAAAGCCUUGAUUAGGCAGAAAAGUAAACACUUUUUGAGAGAGGGCGCCCUAGUUGUUGCCAUUGAAGGUGUUCGCGUCACGCCAAAGUUUGUUACCAAGUACAUUUUAAUGUUCCGUUUUUGUUUUAAAAAGAGAGCAUGCAUUGUAAAUAAACGUGCAGUGUGUGCUAUAGUCAAAGCAGACAAAGUUCAAAAGUAAUCACUUUUGCAAGAGGGUGCAGUCACUGUGUUAUUACAGAAUUUGCACACGAAAAUUACGGAGAAUACUAUCUUGUGUUUAUAAGAUCUUAGAUAAUAAUGUUUGAAUGAUUGUUUUUAUUAUUAUAAGUACAGGUAUACUGUACUUCGAUAUGCAUUACUCAGUUUCCUGCGUAGUCUUCUUUCAUGUUGCACAAGGUCUUUAUUGUCAUUGUAAGGCUUAAAGAACAUUUUGAAAUUAAUUUUCUCAUUUUGAAUACUUAACAUAAAGAUUAUCAACUGAAACAUAGGAAUUAGUGUAUUUAAAAAAUGUUUACCCAUAAUUUUACAGCGAAAAAUGAUAGAAACAAUUCCAGUCACUGGAAGCAUUUUAUUAUUUUAUUAUCCAUUAUAAAAAUCAAGGUACACAUUUUUAAUUUAAUAAUUUCUAUGCUCAAGUUCAUAAUUGGUAGAUGUUAUGCAAAAUGAGCAAGUUAAUUUAGUUUUUUUUUUUUAAUGAUUUUUUCACUUUGACAAUACAUCUUUAAUAAUUUGCUGAAAAUAAAACAGGUGAAACAUACAGUAAUGGAUGGAUACUGUAAACUUAAACUGGAAAUUUUAAGGAAAAAUCAAUUGUAUAUGGAUAUAUAAUUUUUCAAAAUUUGGGAAUAAUAAGAGAUUGUAAAAUUAUAUGAUGAUAUGAUAUGCUAACAUGGGAGCAUACUUUUUAAAAUCAUGUGUUUUAUUUUUUGGUUUAAAUUAGCAAUUGAAUGCAUAAACCGGAACGAAAAGUUUUGGCACUUAGUGAAACGUCAUGUAAUACGAAUUUACGUACAGUGUUUUGAAAUAGUGUAAUCCUGUAUCAAAUACAGACAUUACGCUAAUUAUCGUAUCUUGGUAGUCCUAAUUAGUUUAUUCAUGGUUUGUUUAAAAUUUACUGAAUUAUAUUCUAGUAUUGUAUUGCAUCUUGUGCUUAGUUGCAUACAUGCAGAUCACCUAAUUUUUAUGAAUAUUCGUACACGUGCAAUAAGAAAUAUUGUAUAUAUUGCAGUGAUCUUGCUUCAUAUAAGAUUAUAUCGCCGGAAAUGUCCAUCCAGAUGUGAAAUAUAAUCUUAAAACAACAUGCUACAAUAAAUGAAUGAAAUGUUAUGAAAACAAGAUUAUGUAAA
Molecule: messenger RNA, 4092 nt
Organism: Anneissia japonica
Lineage: Eukaryota; Metazoa; Echinodermata; Crinoidea; Comatulida; Comatulidae
Product: protein FAM177A1-like
Exons: 5
Coding region: 131-661 (176 amino acids)
Source: RefSeq, a predicted model, not a curated record